CUUCAAAUAGUAGAACUCCCCAAAAGAGUUGUUACUGACAAAUUUCGUACAAUUUUAUGUACCGAUUCAUCGCCAAACCCCAAUUUUUCCUCUCUCCCAAUUCAAUCCCUUUCCAACUCUCACAUACCCACAAACCAAAGAAAUUCAGUGGGUUUCGUCUGUUCUCAAUGGCUUUGGAACCGAAGGAGUUACCAACUAACAACCCUGGUCUUACUGCUACCCCUGACCCAGCUACUAAGGGUUACUUCAUGCAGCAAACUAUGUUUAGAAUCAAAGACCCCAUAUAUAAAAUGGAUUUGAACAGCUAGAACUAGAAGAAGUGAAGUGCCACUAACCUUCGACGGAGACACGGACGGCGACCGGCGAGACGACGGCGACCGGAGACACGGCGGCGAGCAGCUCCAAGCCUCGAACAGAGAAACCAGGGAGGACGGGAACAGGGGGAAGGAGGACGCCGAGCUACAAGACAGGGCCUGGGCUCG
Arachis stenosperma is the source of this 482-nucleotide messenger RNA. RefSeq names its product lactoylglutathione lyase-like. The transcript has 3 exons. Bases 57 to 308 code for a protein of 83 amino acids. The record is from RefSeq and is a predicted model, not a curated record. NCBI's taxonomy places the organism in Eukaryota, Viridiplantae, Streptophyta, Magnoliopsida, Fabales, Fabaceae.